Amaranthus tricolor (Joseph's coat) is the source of this 2132-nucleotide messenger RNA. RefSeq names its product pyruvate kinase 1, cytosolic-like. Gene Ontology annotation, molecular function: pyruvate kinase activity; magnesium ion binding; potassium ion binding. The transcript has 16 exons. Gene Ontology annotation, cellular component: cytoplasm. Bases 178 to 1761 code for a protein of 527 amino acids. Gene Ontology annotation, biological process: glycolytic process. The record is from RefSeq and is a predicted model, not a curated record. NCBI's taxonomy places the organism in Eukaryota, Viridiplantae, Streptophyta, Magnoliopsida, Caryophyllales, Amaranthaceae.
AACGUCACUUUGUUUUCUUUGAACAAUAAAUUAACCCCUACUUCUUUCUCUGGCUUCCUCCUCUUUAACUAACACAUAGUAAUUGCAUUCCCUUCCUCCAUUUUCUCUCUCCUCCAUUAACACCCAGUCAAGAACUUCUUCAAUCAUCCAUCAUCAACAACAACCACAUCCACAACCAUGCCUUCCACUAAUCUUCUCCUGGAAGAACCUAUUCGCAUGGCAUCCAUCCUUGAGCCUUCUAAAUCUACCUUCUUCACUGCAAUGACGAAGAUCGUUGGAACUCUCGGUCCUCGUUCUGAAUCUGUUGAAGUUAUUUCUGGUUUGCUUAAAGCUGGAAUGUCAGUGGCUAGAUUUGAUUUUUCAUGGGGAGAUGCUGAUACUCAUUGCCAAACUCUUGAAAACUUAAAGACCGCAGUUAAAGCUACCAAGAAACUUUGCGCUGUCAUGCUUGACACAGUUGGGCCUGAGUUGCAAGUUGUGAAUAAGACUGGGAAGGAAAUUACUCUCAAGGAAGAUGAGAUGGUUACUCUCACACCUAAUCUAGAACAAGAUGCUUCCUCAGAUCUUUUGCCCAUCAAUUUCAGCGGACUUGCGAAGGCUGUGAAGAAGGGAGACAUGAUAUUUAUGGGUAAAUACUUGUUUACUGGAAGUGAAACUACAUCUGUGUGGCUUGAGGUAUCUGAGGUAAAAGAAGAUGAUGUGGUUUGCGUGAUCAAGAAUUCCGCAACACUAGAUGGAACACUAUUUACUUUGCAUGCUUCACAAGUUUGUAUUGAUAUGCCCACUCUGUCAGAGAAAGACAAGGAGGUUAUAAGCACCUGGGGUGUUCAAAACAAAAUUGACUUUCUUUCAUUGUCAUAUACCCGUCAUGCAGAAGAUGUUCGCCAAGCGCGUGAACUGCUUUCGAGCUUAGGUGACCUUAGUCAAACUCAGAUAUUUGCAAAGAUUGAGAAUGUAGAGGGUUUGACCCAUUUUGAUGAAAUACUACAAGAAGCUGAUGGGAUCAUUCUUUCACGUGGAAACUUGGGCAUAGAUCUCUCUCCUGAGAAGGUUUUCUUGUUUCAAAAAGCUGCUUUACACAAAUGUAACAUGGUUGGAAAGCCUGCAGUUGUUACUCGUGUUGUUGAUAGCAUGACCAAUAACCUAAGACCAACACGUGCUGAAGCAACUGAUGUUGCUAAUGCUGUACUGGAUGGAAGUGAUGCAAUUCUUCUUGGAGCUGAGACUCACAGAGGUUUAUAUCCUGUUGAUACUGUUAGAACUGUUGAUAGAAUUUGUUUUGAGGCUGAGAAGGUAUUUAAUCAAGAUCUAUACUUCAAGAAGGCUGUCAAGUAUGUUGGAGAGCCAAUGUCUCACCUGGAAUCUAUUGGUUCUUCUGCGGUGCGUGCUGCUCUGAAGGUGAAAGCAUCUGUUAUAAUCUGCUUCACUUCCUCUGGGAGGGCUGCAAGGUUGCUUGCUAAGUACAGGCCACCUAUGCCAAUUCUCUCAGUUGUGAUCCCUCGUCUUAAAACAAAUCAACUGAAAUGGAGUUUCAGUGGUGCCUUUGAGGCUAGGCAGUCAUUGAUAGUUCGAGGCCUCUUUCCCAUGCUUGCUGAUCCUAGACAUCCUGCUGAGUCUGCAAAUGCAACAAAUGAAACCGUAUUGAAGGUUGCACUAGAUCAUGGAAAGGCAUUAGGAAUCAUCAAAUCACAUGACCGUAUUGUCGUUUGUCAAAAGGUUGGUGAUGCAUCCGUGGUCAAGAUCAUCGAGUUGGAAGAUUAGACCUUAUACUGCCCACAAGUGAAAUCUUUUGUCGUUUAUUAGCGUGUCUUCCAUCUCCCUGGUUAAAGCUGGGAGCUGUUAUGCAGAUUACCAUUCCAUAUUUAAGAAAUUCGAUAGUAGUUUGAUCGCAGAAUAUUACAGCAUAAAAUUAUCUGAACAAUGUGACCGGAUAAGUCAUGGUUUUGACAUGACUCCCAUUUUUUGAUAAAUGGCACAAAUGAAUGUGUGUCAACGUGUGUGCAGAUAUUUUAUUGCAAUGAAAUUCUAUAUAUGUUGGAAAUAAGUUUUGGGACAGUCCCACUCCCGUAAAGAGAUAAGAGGGGAGAAAGGCCUGCAUUAGAUUAUGGAGGUUCCCAAUAGUUUUGGUUCAA